Molecule: messenger RNA, 1710 nt
Organism: Heteronotia binoei (common prickly gecko)
Lineage: Eukaryota; Metazoa; Chordata; Lepidosauria; Squamata; Gekkonidae
Gene: TSSC4
Product: tumor suppressing subtransferable candidate 4
Exons: 4
Coding region: 417-1469 (350 amino acids)
Source: RefSeq, a predicted model, not a curated record
UGGAUCUUUGGGAUAUGUAGUUUUAUCACUUUGAAGCUAGCAGUGACUUCUAUGGAACUUGGCGUGAGAAAAAACUACGUCCCGGCGUGCUCCGCAUCAUUAGCGUAGAAGAUAGUGGGCCGCUGCAAGAAUUCGUGCGGAGCGGCGGGGGUACAUUUGCAAGCUUUUGCUGCAACAGAGAUGAGAUAAUAGGGACCAAGACUAGUAUGGAAGAUUCUAAGGGGGACUUUUCCAUUCAGAGAGAAGCUGCAAAGAACCUGGUACGAGAUCUAAGAACCUUGGUGGCUUUAACUGACCCAGAGGAUGGGAUACUGGUUCAAACUCCAGAUGGCGUUAAACUCCCCGGACAACUGGAAAACUUAAUUUGCUGCAGCAGGGUCAAAGUCAAGUUAGGAUAAUCAAGUAAUUGCCCAAAGAUGGGAGAUGAAGGCACAGGUGAACCUUUUCUGGGUAUAGUGGCUGGUGGGGACAAAGAUUAUGAGGGUGCCCUUCCCUCAGACACAGUUUCCUUGAGUGAUUCAGAUUCAGAUGACUUUGGGUUUCCAGAUGAGGCUGAAGUUGAUACCGUGUCCCCUGAAGAACCCUUACCCUUGGAUGAUGUGAGAGGUGGAUCAGAUGAAAGUGGUGGCCAUCUGCAUGGCCCUCAUAGAUCACCUGUUCAACCCUUUCACCUGAAAGGCAUGAGCUCAAGCUUCUCCCAGCGCAGCCAAAGCAUAUUUGAUUGUCUAGAAGGGGCAGCCAAACGGGCAGUACCCUCACUGGCUGAAGACAGUGUUGUUGACGGAAGGUUUAAGCGCCCUCUGCCUCCACCCAGUCUUUCAAACAAGAUGCUUGCAGAAAAUGUUGGAAGACAAAGCAGGCAACUACUGUCUCUUAAAAGCUCUCCUGCAGUGCCUGACUAUGUGGCACACCCAGAACGCUGGACGAAGUACAGCUUAGAUGGUGUUUCAGAGACUAGUGAUAAGGCAAACAGAUCAAUUGCCAUGGAGUUUCUGGAGGGCUUGAAGAAGAGCAGAGAAGAACAAAGUACUACUAGUUCUGAAAGCUACACCCCAUCUUUCAACCAGGAUCCCUCCAGCUCUGGGGUUGGAAGGAUUGUCUUUACCAAACCAUCAAAGGCAGUCUUAGAUGUCUCAGAAAGAAAAAGGCCUGCUAUGGAGAAGGAGGAAGAGGCAGAGCCUAUAGAUACAAAGCAGGAGCUCAGAGGAAAACCACAAAAGAAGUCCAGCAACCAGAAGGAAGAUGAAAUGGUUGGACUAGAUCACUUAGAUAGUGGAGUAAAGGAAGUGGAAGAUGAAAAGCCAUUGAAGCUGGAAGUGCUGGGCAUUCAGAAAGAGUCUGGCACAGAUUCUGCUGAGGCAUGUGAAGAUACAGCAGUGGCAACAGUGGGAUUCCAUGGCAGCAAGAAACGGAACAGGAAACAUUUCCGACUCAAAGCCAGCCCGGACGAAAAGGAGGAAGAUUCCUAAAGAAGCUGGAGAAGUGAUAUGUGCAUUUGUGUUCUAGUGUUUUUAAAUAUAAGAUUCCUUGAUGUUUUUCCUUUGCCAGGUUUGCAUAAGUUACUCAACUUGCUUGGUUUGUUUAAUAUUCUUCAAACCAUGACUUAAAAUAUCCCUUCUGUUUCAUUUUGCCUUCCCGAAAUAGCCUUCUGUGCUAGUUUUGUUUGAAGUGUAUUAGAGAUGCUUAUAAAAGAUUCAGUAACAGCAUAAA